GCGGGGAGCAGGGAGUGUCCGGCAUCGGACACCGGCCAUCAGGCACUGCCCACUGAGCGUCACGUGCCGUGUCCAGGCUCUGGGUGUCAGAGGCAGCAUCAUGGCCCCCGUACGCAGCCCCCAAGUCCAUCUGCUGCUGGUGGUCGGCGCUGGCCUGGUGGUCAGUGGCCUCCAGCCCCCGGACGCCGCCGGGAACGAGGUGCCCACGGAGCCCGGGGACAGCCGUGAGGGGCCGGUCACCAGCUUUCCAGAGCCUGGGUCCGAGCGCGGCGGUGGCAUUGACCCCCGGGAAGCCUGGCUGCUCUUUGUCCGGCAAAGUGACAAGGGUGCCAACAGUAAGAGGCUGGGCCGGACCCGGGCACGGAGGCUGCGGCUCAGCCUGCCGGGUCCCCCCGGACCUCCUGGCCCCCAGGGCCCACCGGGUCCCAUCGUGUCUCCCGAGGUCCUGCUGAAGGAAUUCCAGGUGCUGCUCAGAGGCGCGGUGCAGCAGUGUGAGCAUGGGGAGGGAUGUGAGCCCUGUGGCCCCCGGGGGCCCGGGGAGGAGGAGCAGACCGUGGACGUGCUGACGCUGCUGGCGGCGGCUCUGGCCCCGGGUCCGAGGGCGCCGCGAAUCGAGGCCGCCUUCCACUGCCGCCUGCGCCGGGACACGCCCGUGGAGAGACGCGCGCUGCAGGAGCUUGGCGGCUACUACCUGCCCGCCAUCCAGGGUGUCUUUGGCCGUGGCCCCGGCCUGAACCUGACCAGCGGCCAGUACUCUGCGCCUGUGGGCGGCCUCUACACGUUGGCCGCCACGCUGCACGUGGCACUGGCCGAGCCGCCCCGGAGGGCCCCCCCACGGCCCCGAGACCACCUGCGUCUCCUCAUCUGCAUCCAGUCCCGCUGCCAGAGCCACGCCUCCCUGGAGGCUGUGCUGGGCCUGGGUGGCGGCAGCGAGCUCUUCAGCAUCUCGGUCAGCGGCAUGCUGCACUUGCAGACAGGGCAGUAUGCAUCAGUGUUCCUGGACAACGCCAGCGGCUCCCUGCUCACUGCACGUGCGGGUUCUGUCUUCAGCGCCGUCCUCCUCGGGGCGUGAGGGGUCCGGAGACCUCCUCUGCAGCCACGUGGCCGGGACCACCCGCACCCGCGGGCCUGGGGGUGCCAUCCUUGUCUGCGGACCCCGCCGGGUUGGCCCAGGGUCACUCCUGUCCUGGGGCCACGCACCCAGCACCAGCAGAGGAAAGCAGAGCCUGGGGGGCCGAAACCAGGCCCUGCACCCUACCCCCAGGCUGGCUGGGGCCCCAGGGACACAGGAGGGCGUCUGUCUGGCCCUCACCCCUCCUGCUGGUGCACCCCAGCUCACCUGCAGGGCCGCCCCCUCCAGCCUGGGCCCCACACCCAGGGAAAGAUCUAGAACUGAGCUACAGGUGUGGGAGGGCCUGGCCUCGCAGACACUCGACCCAGGUGGGGCGUCCCAGCCCUCCCACUUGAAGUGCCCGGACGAGGACAGGGGGCAGGCCCAGGGCCACCCUGGGCCGAGCAGGGGACACAGCCGGCCCUGCCCCCCACCAGCCAGCGUGGGUUCCCAGUAGGCCUGGCACCCGCCCUACCAGGAAGGAGGGCAGCCUGCCCCCCGGGCCGGCUGAUAAGGGCAGUGGCAGAGCCUGACCCGGCCCAGCCCGGCCGCAGAUAGCUUGGCCCAGCUGGCAUGAGGGGACAGGAACU
Erinaceus europaeus (western European hedgehog) is the source of this 1701-nucleotide messenger RNA. It is a transcript of the gene ERFE, whose product is annotated as erythroferrone. The record is from RefSeq and is a predicted model, not a curated record. The transcript is spliced from 8 exons. Gene Ontology annotation, molecular function: hormone activity. Gene Ontology annotation, biological process: negative regulation of gluconeogenesis; positive regulation of D-glucose import across plasma membrane; positive regulation of insulin receptor signaling pathway. NCBI's taxonomy places the organism in Eukaryota, Metazoa, Chordata, Mammalia, Eulipotyphla, Erinaceidae. Bases 101 to 1072 code for a protein of 323 amino acids.